Molecule: messenger RNA, 3206 nt
Organism: Malania oleifera
Lineage: Eukaryota; Viridiplantae; Streptophyta; Magnoliopsida; Santalales; Ximeniaceae
Exons: 13
Coding region: 123-2720 (865 amino acids)
Biological process (GO): rRNA processing
Cellular component (GO): nucleus
Source: RefSeq, a predicted model, not a curated record
GCCAAAAUAAUGGCCAGGGGACUAGGGUUUAAGAAAAACCCCAUUAUUGAGACCGCCCUUCGCUCUCUGUACCUCCGACCUCAGUCUGCCUCCCUGCCACUCGGGAGCUCAAGCUUUCAUCUAUGGCGACGUCCAAUCUAUUCCCUAACAUGUACGACGUCGCUCUGAAACCUCGAAUGCUCCGUUCCCUUAUCAAAGAACAAGUUCCGGAUGAGAAGCAACAGUUUCGGAGCCUUUUGGCUCUAUCGGACGUUGUUUCUAUGAUCAGAAAUCAUAGACUACUUUCCGAAUCAUUCCCUGAAUCGAUUGAUCCGAAGAUCAUUGAGAGUUGGAAAUCCGCAGUCGAUGCUUGGGUUGAGCGCUUGUUGUUGCUUGUUUCUAGCAGCAUGCCAGAUAAGUGCUGGGCUGGCAUUUGUUUGCUUGGGGUGACUUGUCAAGAGUGCAGCUCUGCUCGUUUCGUGGCAUCAUAUUCUGUUUGGUUCCAGAAGCUCCAAUCACAUCUUCAGCUGCCAGCAGGUUCCUGUUUCCUGAAGGCAGCUUCUUGUGUGUCAGUAUCAGAUCUCUUCACUAGGUUGGGUGGCUUUCCCAAUGUAAAGAAAGAUGGGGCUUCACAUGCUGGGAAACUUAUUCAACCACUUUUGAAGCUGUUAAAUGAGGAUAGUUCAGAGGCUGUUUGGGAAGGAGCUGUUUAUUUAAUAUGCACCAUUUUAACAAUUUUUCCAUCCUGCAUGCAUCGUCAUUAUGAUAAUGUGGAAGUCGCUGUUGUUUCAAAAAUUAUGUCUGGUAAAUGCAGUGUUAUAAUGUUGAAGAAACUUGCUCACUGCCUAGCAUUACUUCCAAAAUCGAGAGGUGAUGAGGAUAGCUGGUCCUUACUGAUGCAAAAGAUUUUAUUUUCAGUAAAUUCUUCCCUGAAUGAAGCCUUCCAAGGUCUAGAAGAAGAAAAUAAAUGUGAUGAGGUUAUUAGAUUAUUGGUUCCACCAGGAAAAGAAGCACCACCUCCCUUAGGAGGUCAAAUGGUGGCAGAAGAACCUCUGGAAAACGCAACAAGGAGGUUUGAGCGAUUUCCAACCCAUAGUAUCUCUUCACUGAUGCUGUGUUGUUGUACAAUGCUUACAAGUUCUUAUCCUGCACGGGUAGCUGUUCCUGUUCGUCCCCUUCUUGCCCUUGUUGGAAGAGUGCUCAUGGUGGAUGGCUCUUUGCCACGAUCCUUAAUGCCCUUCAUCACUACUUCUAUGCAGCAUGAGUUCAUUUGUUCACAACUUCCUGUCUUGCACUCACAUGGUUUGGAACUUCUCAGCGCCAUCAUAAAGGGAGUCCGUAGUCAACUAUUGCCGCAUGCUGCAGAAAUGGUGCGUCUUGUGAUUCAAUAUUUCAGGAAAUGUGCAUUGCCAGAACUAAGGAUUAAGGUCUAUUCAAUCAUAAAGAUUUUGCUGUUAUCCAUGGGUGUUGGAAUAGCUGUACACCUUUCUCAGGAAGUUAUUAGCAAUGCAUUUGUUGAUUUGGAUGGUCAUGAUAGUGGUGGCACAUCUUUGGAUACAUAUUUGGAUGCCUCUGUAGAAAGGCUCCAACGGCCAAGCCGGAAAAAAAGGAAGCAUGUUACCACAACUGUGUCUAGUGAGCAGGAUUUGGAAAUGGAAGUACCCAGGAACUGCCCAACAACUUGGAUGUCUUUAAAGAUUGCAGCACUGGAAGUGUUAGAAUCUCUUCUCACUGUGGGUGGUGCUCUGAGGUCUGAGCAUUGGCGAUCAAAGAUUGAUCUCCUCCUGAUUACUGUUGCAAUGAAAGCUUGUAAGGGGGGAUGGGCCAGUGAGGAUAAGAAUAUUUUCCUACCCAAUGAACCUAUUUCUACUUGGGUAGAUUUCCAGCUUGCAGCCCUGCGUGCACUUUUGGCAUCAGUUCUUUCUCCUGCUCGUGUUCGGCCUCCAUACCUUGCUCAGGCUCUUGAUCUUUUUCGAAGAGGUAAGCAGGAAACAGGAACGAGGCUUGCUGAAUUCUGUGCCCAUGCUCUGUUGGCCUUGGAAGUUCUCAUACAUCCCAGGGCGCUUCCACUGAUGGAUUUCUCUUCUCCACACCAAGAUACAUACGCUGGGGGUCAUGGGCACAACAUUCCUCUGUCAAAUGGUUUGCUGGGAAUGGAACAAUUGGAUUCCGGUUCUGAAGAUGAUGAGCUAUAUGACAGAUGGUGCAGGGAUGCCAAUGAAACUGGAGGUCCAGUGACUUAUCCAGCUAAGAGUACAAUAGUCUCCAAAGAGCCUUCUGAACCUGCCAGGGAUUCUGGGGCUAAAGAAAAAUUCUCCAUGGACUGUUCAUUUGGAACAGAAAUGCCUCCAAAAAGUAAGCAGGGCCUGGGGCCAGCAGCAGUGGCUGGUUCUGAUGUUGAGAUAAGAGAAAAUCAGGAUGAGAUUGUGGUCGAGUUGUCCCGAAUUCCUGAGCCCAUUUCUCAUGAAGCCACUAUUCCUGCUGUUACCUGCAACCCCGUGGGCACAAACCUAGAAUUUACAACUGCUUCUGACAGCCACACGUUGGAUCAUUCAAGGGGUCAAAUGGCAUUAGACAAGGAUGAGUUGCUGGAGAAAGGUGAUGGGUAUGCUGCAAUAGAAAAAACUACUUCGACGGUCAUGGAUUCCAAGAGAAGCCAGGGAUUUCUGUUUGAAUUGGAGCAUGAAUCAUCUUCAGACUCAUUUCCUGACAUUGUGGAUGGGGAUCCGGAUUCUGAUUAGAAAUUAGGGAUAGAUUUUGGUAAUUGAUGGAUGGGCAAAUGGGUUUUGAACAGUUCUGAAGUCGCUCAAUGCAGUGGAUAUUCCAUGUAGUGAUAUUUGUAUUGCUGGGGCUCUUCACCCAGGUUGUUUGGCCCUGCCUGGGAUAUUGUUUCUGAAGAACUGCUCUCUGCAAGUGCCGAGCCUCUCACAGGGAAUUACCCCCAGUACUUUCAGUGCCCUUUCCUUCUCUCAUUCAUAGGGCAAAUUUCAGGUGCAGGGUACCCUUCACCUCCAAUUUUGAGUUGUUUUUAAGGUCAGUGCCAUGAGUAGAGAAUUACAUACAGGAAUUGCAUACUAAAUUAUACAAAAAAUUUCCAGGUUUACAAAAAUUGUGAGGCCACCACGUGUCAUCUGUAUGCUGAGUUCUGUAUAAGGCUUUUGUAAGAACUUAGAAGCUUGCUUGGUCCAUUUGGUGAAGUGGGUUUGGAAACAUUGCGAAUUCGAAAA